AUGGCGCAGCCCGGUCAGGAUGCCAAGUUCUUCCAGCGAGGAAAGAUCGAAGAAUUUCGAGCUGAAUUACACGCGGCAGAAGCAAAGGACAAGAAAUUCCAGAAGCGAAGGACUGUGUUAAAGAAGAUUGUCGCGAAUAUUACCAUGGGCAAUGACAUGUCACCUUUGUUCACCGAUGUCGUCCAGUGUCUUGGAACUCCUUUGCUUGAAAUAAAGAAAAUGGUGUAUCUGUUCCUCGUGAGCUACGGUCGGGCGAAACCAGAUCAAAUACACCUGGUCAUUCCCAAUUUUCUCCAGGACUGCGGCGACCGCAAUCCCCUCAUACGUGCUCUUGCCAUCAGAACCAUGUCCUACAUCCCUAUACCAGUCGUGACGGAUGCACUCUCUGACAAUCUACGGCACGCUUUAAAGGACCGUGAUGCCUAUGUACGGAAAACAGCUGCCAUAUGCGUAGCAAAGCUUUACGCAGCAGAUCCUCGGAGGGCUGAGAAAGGAGGUUUUGUCGAGCUAUUGAGAGAUUUAAUGUUGGACAACAAUGCUACGGUCGUAGCUAAUGCCGUUGCUGCUCUAUCAGAAAUAGGUGACCGCCAAGAUGGCGUCAUCUUCAAGCUGAAUCUGGCCACUACGAAUAAACUUUUAGCAGCUCUAGGGGAAAGUUCUGAGUGGGGUCAAAUUUACAUACUAGAUUCCCUUCUACGAUAUGUCCCGGAACGGUGUGCGGAUGCCGAAAUGCUGGGUGAACGCAUCAUUGUACAGCUGCAACACGGCAAUUCCGCCGUUGUACUCACGACCAUUAAAGCCUUGUUGUAUCUCAUGAACUACAUGGAAAAUCGACAGCUCAUAGACCAUAUAUGUAAGAAAAUGGGGCCGCCUCUAGUCACCCUUUUAUCUUCUGGGCCGGAAGUGCAGUACGUUGCUUUGCGUAACAUAUUGCUCAUCAUCCAACGACGACCAGCUGUUCUGAAGAACGAUGUCCGAGUGUUCUUCUGCAAGUACAAUGAUCCUAUCUAUGUCAAGCUUGCCAAACUGGAGAUCAUGUAUCGCUUAGCCCGAGCAGAAAAUGCCAACGAAGUUCUUAACGAGCUUCAAGAAUACGCUUCGGAAGUUGACAUCGACUUUGUGCGAAAGGCUGUACGAUCCAUUGGCCGAUUAGCUAUCAAAGUUGAGGCUGCCUCAGAUAGCUGCAUACAGACAUUGCUAGGUCUCAUCGAGACCAAAGUGACAUACGUUGUGCAAGAAGCUACCAUCGUUAUCAAAGACAUCUUCAGACGGUACCCUGGAAAGUAUGAAGGUAUCAUACCGACUCUGUGCGAAAACCUUGAUGUCUUAGACGAACCUGAGGCCAAGGCCGCAAUGGUGUGGAUUAUUGGCCAGUUCGCUAAUAUAAUAGACAAUGCGGAUGAGCUGCUAGAUGAUUUGUGUUAUACAUACACUGACGAAAGCGUCGAGGUUCAACUUGCGCUGUUGACCGCCGUUGUCAAGCUGUUUGCAUAUAAAAGUAACAUGGAUAAGGUCAAGGAGCUGGUUCAUAAAGUGCUCAAAUGGGUGACAGAGGACAUCGAUAACCCUGAUCUGCGCGAUCGAGGCUUCAUGUAUUGGCGAAUGCUUGCUCUCAACCCUUUAGCUGCGGGAGAAAUUGUUCUGGCUGAGAAACCCGCGAUAACAACCGAUUCCGAUAGAAUGGACAGGGGAGCCCUUGACCAGCUGCUUUUACAUACGGGCACCUUGGGUAGCAUUUAUCACAAGAACCCAGAGACUUUCAUCAGAAAUGCUGCCGGCAAAGCUCUGAAGGACAGUCCGGCGUUAAACGCCCAUUCACGGGCAGUUCUUGUUCCUUUGGCCCGUAGCCAGCUUCCACCGUCUCUCGUCACGGUACCGGGGCCUGGACCUGUUGAAUCACAUUCUCAAGGAGCGGAAAGACCUGAAACGGCUAUGGUUGCAGGGCCACCUGCUCCUCCCAGCAAGUCUGGGCAUGAGGACGAUGAUGUAGGUGGGAGUCAUCCAGCCGAUGAUGGGAGUGAGGUAGGGAUAGUGCCCGAUGAUGACGAUGAGGAACCAAGGGGCGCAGCAAACAAUGACCCAUACUCCAAUCUUGGCGGUGCUUUCGGCAGCUACCUGGCAGAUGAGCCCAAGCCCAUAAAUGCUGCAGAUCACAGAGGACGACACGGUGAAGAGGAUGACUUGUUGUUUUGA
Molecule: messenger RNA, 2193 nt
Organism: Guyanagaster necrorhizus
Lineage: Eukaryota; Fungi; Basidiomycota; Agaricomycetes; Agaricales; Physalacriaceae
Product: Adaptor protein complex beta subunit
Exons: 10
Coding region: 1-2193 (730 amino acids)
Biological process (GO): intracellular protein transport; vesicle-mediated transport
Cellular component (GO): membrane coat
Molecular function (GO): clathrin binding
Source: RefSeq, a predicted model, not a curated record